Molecule: messenger RNA, 767 nt
Organism: Anopheles marshallii
Lineage: Eukaryota; Metazoa; Arthropoda; Insecta; Diptera; Culicidae
Gene: Ankrd49
Product: ankyrin repeat domain-containing protein 49
Exons: 2
Coding region: 63-767 (234 amino acids)
Molecular function (GO): protein binding
Source: RefSeq, a predicted model, not a curated record
ACAAACAAACAAGCAACGAAUGGUGCGUUCCGCAUAGUGCACGGUUUACUUAUCUCGUUAAAAUGUCCAACCGUACGUUAGAAGAUUGGGAAGCAAUCGCAAACACACUAACGCAGGAUGACGCCGCCGAGGAGGACGAGGAGAUGGACACACUCGAAGCACUGGAGGCUAAGAUGAGCAAAGUUCCCCGCGGCAUGUUUGUGAGCGGAUGGGAUGAUCCGGACGAUUUGAUCGAAGAAGACAAAGAUCCCAAAGCCAGUUUCGUAAGACACGUGCUGUGGGCGGCCGGUGAAAACAAGCAGGACAUUGUAGAAGACAUCGUAAGCCGUAAUCCGUCCGUGGUGCAUGCGGUCGACAGCGAUGGUUACACACCGCUUCAUAAGGCUUGCUACAAUAAUAACCGGGAAAUGGCCCUGUUUCUGCUGCGAUAUGGAGCCGAUCCGAAUGCUCGCACGCAAAUGGGAUGGACACCAUUGCAUUCGGCCUGCAAAUGGAAUAAUGCGGCGUGUGCAGCGUUAAUGCUACAGCACGGAGCCGAAGUGAAUGCUCGUUCAGAUGGUGAUCAAACGCCACUACACAUUGCCGUUACGGUAUCGAGCUGUCGGUCAACUUUGCUAACACUUCUCAUGAAUGGACGGUGUGAUCCGGAGCAGCGGAACAAUUCGGAUGAAAAGGCUGAGCAGAUAGCGAAACGUAGUGGUGAUUGUUUUCCAAUGUUUGCAAUGGCUCAUUCCGCCUUUACAGUCGAAACUGGCGUGAUCGAUUAA